Messenger RNA from Saccoglossus kowalevskii, 795 nucleotides. RefSeq lists its product as uncharacterized. The record is from RefSeq and is a predicted model, not a curated record. Lineage: Eukaryota; Metazoa; Hemichordata; Enteropneusta; Harrimaniidae.
AUGUUAUUGAUCGCCUGUAUGUUUUUACUUAUUUCAGUGGCUGUCGGCCAAGAUUUCAUUCCACCCCCUGGUGCCGCCACCUACCUAGGGGUAUCAUACAAUGGUCUUGCUGGAAACACGGAGGGUGAUCCUCUCAACAACGGGGGAAUAGAUCCAGGUUUAAAACUGACGCAACAAGUGUUUUUGUUAACAUACAAUGAACGGAAAACAUGGAAUGGUUAUAUUAUGGCAGACCAAGUGAAUUAUAAUUUCACAGAUACCUGCACGGAUGUGAAUAGUAUUGAACACUUUUGGGGAAGUGAAAGCUAUCACGAAAAUCGAUUAACAGACCACUCUAGGGCAGAUAAAGACAAGAACAAUUUAGAAAACCAUGAGUUUACUUUAAGUUAUGGGUACAGUUAUUAUAAGUCUCAAUGCAACGACAAUGGCUUCGUAUACUAUGACGAGAAGGUAGUCUGUGACCAUGGAACUGCCCGAUACAUGACAGAGAAUGCAGAGGAUCUUUUUUACCCACUAACGGACGAGUUUGUGUCAGCCGUCUGCGCUCUACCAGAAACCUAUAGCGAGAUAGCGUACAUGGACUUUCUGGACACUUGGGGAACGGAUGUUGUAACUAGGGUGUCUCUGGGGAUCAAAACUACGAAACGGUAUGAGAGUAGUCGAGCGGACUUCGUUGCUUAUGUAGCAGAUGAGUAUCCAAGUACCGCCCAUUACAAUGGAUUCUAUCAAGGAUAUCAAGACUCAGUACGAGUGGACAUGGUGUCAAGUCCUAAGCAUAGACGAAGUGUUAAAUAA